This is a messenger RNA of Mytilus californianus (California mussel), 1532 nucleotides long. RefSeq names its product neurogenic locus notch homolog protein 1-like. The record is from RefSeq and is a predicted model, not a curated record. The coding region runs from base 111 to 1532 and encodes 473 amino acids. Gene Ontology annotation, biological process: establishment or maintenance of epithelial cell apical/basal polarity; heterophilic cell-cell adhesion. Lineage: Eukaryota; Metazoa; Mollusca; Bivalvia; Mytilida; Mytilidae. The transcript has 13 exons. Gene Ontology annotation, cellular component: protein-containing complex; plasma membrane. Gene Ontology annotation, molecular function: calcium ion binding.
GCACCAAACGACAUGCAACCGGGAUAAUUUUUGGAAAGCGGAACAGUCAGCACAGUCAUAUUAUUUGCCAGAGUUGUUGUAACGAAACCUUACUUUGUAAUAGAAACACAAUGUGUAACAGUCUUACUGUAGCUCCAACUCAGAGUUGUCUUUCAUGCAGCGGAGUAGCAGAUCCACCAAGUUGUAAAACAACCACACAAUGUCUGGACAAUGAAAUCUGUUACCUACACAAAUACAGAACAAAUUUGAACCAGGAAAGAUAUGAUUUAGGAUGCAAGCAUUCAGCGCUUUGUCUCCAUGGACAAAUAAACAUAUUUGGACGUCGGUCAUCAAACGCUCAUCACAUGAUUUGUGAGAGUUGUUGUAGUGGUACGACAGAUUGUAAUGGUGAAUUGGUGUGUGUCCACAAUAACCAAAAGACGAUUAAUGCAACGUGUAUAUCGACCAAUGAAUGUAAAAGUAACCUGAUUUGUUCCUCGCAACGUUGUCAAUGCCCAACAGAAGAUUACUACUGGAAAGAUACAAAAUGUUAUAACAAAAAGAAAUACACUGACCAGUGUAACUCAUCAGACCAAUGUAGUGCUUCUUUAUAUUGUGACCAUGGUGAAUGUCAUUGUUCCAAAACAACACAUUGGAAUGGGACAUUCUGUAUUCAAAACACACCAUGUAGUUCAUCUCCCUGUGUUAAUAAUGGUGUGUGCAUUGACGUUGGUAGAUUCUACAACUGCUCAUGCCCAAAAGGAUUUACUGGUCACAAUUGUGAAAUGACACCGUGUAGUAGCUCUCCUUGUCUAAACAGUGGAGUUUGUUAUGUUGUAAACAGUUCUUUCAUUUGUGUUUGUCCAAAAGGAUAUUCCGAUUCCAGGUGUCAAGUUACUCCUUGCGAUAAAAUGGUAUGUUUGAAUGGAGGCAGAUGUUCAUCAACAAAUGGUACAGUUGCUUGUAAUUGCAGAUCUGGAUUUUCAGGAACCGUUUGUCAAGUUACACCGUGUUCCUCUAACCCUUGUUUGAACUUAGGCUCUUGUUUGAUACGGACAAGCAAUUACAGCUACACUUGUCAGUGCCCGAGUGGAUUUCAAGGCGAACAUUGUGAAGUCUCACCGUGUUCUCCGAAUCCUUGUAAAAAUUCUGGACUAUGUGGAAUAUUGUCAAAUAACGAUAGUUAUAUUUGUCACUGCCGCAACGAGACCUAUGGAGAUCUCUGCGAAGUAUCAUAUUUCAAAACAAUUUACUCUUCUGGAUAUCCGUCCUCAUAUGGAAAUGGUGUUCACCAAACAUGGAACCUUGAUGCCGGAAUUGGUAGUACUAUCAGAAUCAAAUUUAGAGAUUUUCAUACGGAAGCAUGUUGCGACCACGUACGAGUUUACGAUGGUAGAUAUAGCAACAAUAAUACGUUAGCAGAUUACACUGGAUCUCUGUCGGGUAUUCGAGUACAUAAUUCAACUGGACAAUAUAUGCUAAUUGCGUUCGCAGCAGACGGUUCCAAUGUAGCAAAAGGAUUUAAAGCUGAUGUUUACAAAGUAAAAACAUGA